Zootoca vivipara (common lizard) is the source of this 2902-nucleotide messenger RNA. It is a transcript of the gene FSAF1, whose product is annotated as 40S small subunit processome assembly factor 1. The record is from RefSeq and is a predicted model, not a curated record. Lineage: Eukaryota; Metazoa; Chordata; Lepidosauria; Squamata; Lacertidae.
UGGCCGAGGGAGGACAAACCUCCUCCGGCGCGUUGCGGAUGGAGUAAGUGAGCCGGCGAGGAGGACGACUCGAGCAUGGCGGCGACCCCGGCGGCUGGAUGCGAGCUGAAGCCGGAGGGAGAGGACGUGGAGGAGAAGGGCUCCGCCUCGGCCAGCUGCCUGCUGGACGCCGUCUUGAGCUCCUUGUACGACUUCGGGGAAUCAUUACCGGAUGGGGGUCAAAAGAAAAAGAGCAAAAAGAGAAAUUCAAAUGAGAAGUUAACAUUGGCCAUCAGCAAAACUCAAGUGGAAAAUAAAAGCAUGACUCCUGAAUCUGGUGCAGUAGCUCUUGGUAAGAAGAAUAGUGCUUCCAGUUUCUUUGAGAGUCUAAAAGAUGAACUGGCUUAUGACUGUAUUCAUCAGAAAAGCACUAUCCCCAAAUCCAGUUCCCCUGAUGCUGAUACAUUUAAAUCUACUCGGUUGGGAAACACAACAGAGAUUGAAGUUGUGACAUUUCAUGGUCGACGCAGAAAGAAGAAAGCUAAAAUUGAAACUGCUGAAGAUGGUGGUUCUAAGGCAGAAAUGACUGUUCAAGAAAACCAUACCGCUGACCAAGAGUUUAACUUGGAAAAAGCCCGUUUGGAAGUGCACCGGUUUGGAAUCACUGGAUUUGAGAAAAAAGAGCAGCGAGUUUUGGAACAAGAACGUGCAAUCAUGUUGGGAGCAAAGCCUCCUAAAAAGCAGUAUUUGAACUACAAGAUUCUGCAGCAGAAAAUCAAAGAAACGAAAGCAGCAAAGAAGGAAGAAAACAUGACGGAAAAUAAACCUCAUUCUCUCAAGAGGCAGAGGAAAAAAGGGCCCGAAGAAAGAAAAUCAAAAAAGAAGAAAAAGCAGAGUAUGUUACCAACGGGGCAGGUUGGAACUUUUAAAAACGGGACUCUCAUACUUCGAAGUUCUGACAUAAAGAAAAUAAAGUCUUCUAAAGUCAUUAAGUAACAUCGCUGCAUCAUGUUCAAAUGGAAAAUGAAAUGGAUAAACUUCGUAGCAAAAUAAACUUUUUUUAAAAAAAAAAGAUUUUCUUUAAUCUUUUUAUGAUCUCUUAUAGCUUACUGCUCAGGAGGUCUUACCACUCUGAUGUCGCAUUGAAGAAGGGUAGUUUAAAAUCUUUGUAAAUAAAUAAAUAAAAAUGUUCUUAUUCUGAAAUUUUGAUAAACUAUGCAUGGGAGUCCAAGUGAACUUAAAAAAAACCCCAACAGCACCAUUGUCUACUGUUUUGUAAUAUUAAAAUAGAAAGGAUAUUUUGUAAGGAUUGUUAAGGAAAUAGUUAUACAGUUUAACAAACUAAUUUAGAAAUCUGUAAUUAAGAAGAGGGUAAAUUUUACAGCCUAACUCAGUAAACUCACUAACUCAGAGCUAUGUCAUCCUAUAUUUGUGUAUUGGGUAGCAGAAAGAAAUGCACCCACACUGAAUGUUCUGUGUUGUUCAGAGUUAAUCUCUUACCGUAGUAGAUGUUGAUGCUCCUCUGGAGUAUCAGAGGAGUUGUGUGAACAUGUUGUAUGAACAUUUCUUGCACCUCUUUCGUAGGAGGUUAGAAAUUAAGGGUGCUACCAAGCUCUGCCCCUGACCACUCCACUUCCUGGUGUAUUGGCAUACAAAGACCGGGCACCAGUGUAAUUUGUCUUCUGAAUAGUAAGGGUGUUGACACCCUGCAGAAAAGAUUCCAAUCUGAAUCUUUUCAAGGAUUUCUGGAUCAGCAUUUUUGAAGUGUUAGUGCUGCUAUUGUCUCUCACAAUGGCAAAGUUGCAACCAAAAUGUGGCAUUCUCCUUGUGGACAAAGUUCCAUUCUGGGCUUCAGUGAACACAAUUUCACAGCUUGAAUAGCUGUUGGUGUUUAACUCAUAAAAAGCCCGUGAUUUCAGACUCGCCUGCAAUUUGAUGAGCCCUUUUAAGGGAGCUCAUCUGCUUCUUAAACAUACAUAAUUGUUUGCAUUUCUUGCCUGCCUAAGCCAGUCAGAAACACUUAGCCUACAGUUAUGCUUUACAGUGGUACCUCGACUUACGAAUGACUCGACAACUGAAUGGGGGUAAUGGCCGCACGCUUACGAAUGUCUCGACAUCCGAAAGAAAACCGCGGCGGUUUUAGACAGGGAUUUUUCAACUUACGAAUUUUUAGAUAGGGUUGCUUCGACUUAACGAAUUUUUCCGUUUCCAAUGCAUUCCUAUGGGAAAUCGCGUUUCCAAUGGCGUUUUUCGACUUACACAUUUUUCGACUUACGAAGGUGCCUUCGAAACGAAUUAAAUUCGUAAGUCGAGGCACCACUGUAUUUUCCAAGCCAAGGUCAACAGCAACCAACAAUAAAACCACAACAUUUCUCAAGUUGUCUGCAAAUCAGCUCUGUUUUCAGUGGAACUCUUCCCCCUUUGUCCUGUUUCAGACUUUUCCCUCAACUAUGCUUCUUUGGUCUUUGACCGUAAUAAAGGUUUGUUGUUGUUCCCUCAACUAUGCCUCAUCUCCUUCCUAUGGCCCGUCGAGUCCACCAUCCUCUUCUCACAGUGGCCAACCAAAUGUCUGUGGGAAAAUAGUGCAGAGGCUGAGACAGACUGGGACUAUGGCCUGAGGAGGGGCUCCAAUUGGAAUUUCAUGCACACUUGCUCUCUGCAAAGGAAGGAAACUGAGGAAGUUACUGAAACUGAGCUUGAAACCAUGGCCACAAUGCAGUUCCUUCUAUGAGACCUAAAUGACCAGACAACAGCUAAGGUUGCUAGCUUCAUUGCUGGGGCAAUUAGAAUAAGGGUCACCAACUGAUUGAUAAUUCAGGAUUCUAAUUUGUGCUUUUAAUAAAAUUUUAUUGUACACAGUGUACCGUUUUAUUGUUGCUAUGGCCUUUGGCUAAUGCGAAUAAAGUUUAUUAUUAUUAUUGAA